Messenger RNA from Acaulospora colombiana, 121 nucleotides. The record is from the annotation of a GenBank genome assembly. Lineage: Eukaryota; Fungi; Glomeromycota; Glomeromycetes; Diversisporales; Acaulosporaceae.
AGAAAAAGAGAUCCAGAAGAUUAUGUUAGAUAUAUAGCAAAACAACGUGUUCCAAAUAAAGAAACCUAUAAUGAAAGAAUGGCAGAUUUUAAAGAUUGGUAUAAUGAGGAAAUUUAUAUUA